CAGCUAUUCUGGCAACAUUUGUUGUAGCUUCCUCUUCCCACGCACAAAAAAACACUAAGCAAAAAACAACAGUAGAAAUUUUAUAUUGGAGGAGAUGACUUUGCCCGAGUUCUUUGGCUGCACCUUUAUCGCAUUCGGUCCGCCAUUUGCACUGUUCGUUUUCACCAUUGCCAAUGAUCCUGUGCGGAUUAUUAUCCUGAUAGCAGCGGCAUUCUUCUGGCUGCUUUCGCUGCUACUUUCAUCACUUUUGUGGUUUGCUAUGAUUCCACUUCGUGAUGUCCUGGCAUUUGGUGUGUUCUUCUCGGUACUGUUUCAGGAAUGCUUCAGAUAUAUUAUCUACCGCAUUCUGCGCAGCACAGAGCAGGGUUUGCACGCAGUUGCCGAGGAUACGCGAGUUACGGACAACAAGCACAUCCUGGCCUAUGUGUCCGGUUUGGGAUUUGGAAUUAUAUCUGGCAUGUUUGCCCUGGUCAAUGUGUUGGCUGAUAUGAGUGGGCCUGGAACCAUGGGUCUCAAAAGUGGUACCGAAAUUUUUUUUAUCACGUCGGCCGCUCAAGCUCUUUCUAUUAUUCUGCUGCACACAUUCUGGAGUGUAAUAUUCUUUAAUGCCUUCGACACGAGUAACUACCUGCAUAUUUGUUACGUUGUGGGCAGUCAUCUGUUUGUGUCAUUGCUAACCCUACUUAAUGCGAGCGAACUUUAUAUCACCACCUUGCUGAUUAACUACAUAAUUACAAUUAUUACGGGUGUUCUAGCAUUCCGAGUUGCUGGAGGUACAUCGCGCGGUUUCAAGAAGUUUAUAACAUGCCAAUAACAAGUAUUAAGAAAUUUAGCUGUUAAAAACACUGUAUACUCCCCGUGUAAUCUUAAUAUAUUAAGCUUGUAUAAACCUACAUCAUAAUUUA
Drosophila ananassae is the source of this 905-nucleotide messenger RNA. It is a transcript of the gene aph-1, whose product is annotated as gamma-secretase subunit Aph-1. Gene Ontology annotation, cellular component: endoplasmic reticulum; membrane; gamma-secretase complex. Gene Ontology annotation, biological process: Notch receptor processing; positive regulation of catalytic activity; Notch signaling pathway. NCBI's taxonomy places the organism in Eukaryota, Metazoa, Arthropoda, Insecta, Diptera, Drosophilidae. The transcript is spliced from 2 exons. Gene Ontology annotation, molecular function: protein-macromolecule adaptor activity. The record is from RefSeq and is a predicted model, not a curated record. Bases 95 to 814 code for a protein of 239 amino acids.